AUGGCUUUUACCCAAACUAAAAACAAUCAUGCCAUUCUUGUCAUCCUUCCCAUCAUCACAUUUUCUAUGUUUAUAGUUAUGGAUUCUACCCAAGCAGAAUGGGUUAAUCAUGGAGGCGACUUGACUAACAGGAGGUAUGCCAGUGGAGAACUGCUGAUUAACCCAAUGACCGUGCCGAAAUUAAGGUUAAAAUGGAAGUUCAUCGCCGGAAAAGACAUAUCUGCUACACCGGCAGUGGCCGGUGGAGUAGUGUACUUCCCAUCAUGGAAUGGAUUUCUGUAUGCAGUGAAUGCUAUCAGUGGUGCUCUUAUCUGGGAACAAAAUGUUGGUCAGUUAACUGGGCUGCCGGGAACUGGGACCAUCGUGAACGUGUCGGUGUCGAGAUCGACGCCAACGGUGGCCGGUGACCUUUUGAUCGUCGGAAUUUAUGGUCCUGCGAUGGUGAUUGCUGUGUCACGGUUCACCGGACAACUUGUCUGGUCCACUCAGAUAGACCCGCGCCCAUUAGUUUUAAUCACCGCAUCUGGAACGGUUUACUUGGGGGCAUUCUAUGUGGGAGUAUCAUCUCUAGAAGAAAUACUACCUUCUGCUCAAUGCUGCACCUUCCGAGGCAGCAUGGUGAAGCUAGAUGUCAGAACUGGUGCAAUACUCUGGCGUACAUUCACACUUCCUGACAACGGCGGAAGACUAGGCGGCUACUCUGGAGCCGCCAUCUGGGGAAGCAGCCCCGCCAUUGACACCGUCAGAGGGCUCGUUUACGUGGGCACUGGAAACCUCUACAUCGCCCCGCCGGAGGUGCUGCAGUGUCAACAAGCUCAGAACAACCAAACAAAACCACCUAGUGGACCUGAUCAGUGUGUUGGACCAGACAUUCACUUCAAUUCAAUUCUGGCAUUUGACAUUGGUUCUGGGAAGAUUGUGUGGUCUAGGCAAUUGGGUGGCUAUGAUGUUUUUUAUUUUGCGUGUUUGGUUCCUAAUAAUCCAGAUUGCCCACCAGGGCCUAAUGUGGAUGCAGACUUUGGAGAGGCACCAAUGCUGCUUCGCAUAUUGAACAAAGGAAGGGAGCGUGAUGUGGUUGUGGCAGUGCAGAAAAGUGGCUUUGCUUGGGCUCUAGAUCGUGACAAUGGUGAUAUAGUUUGGUCUAAGUUGGCUGGACCAGGGAGUAAGGAGGGAGGAGGGAUAUGGGGAGCAGCCACAGAUGAAAAGAGAGUAUACACAAACAUAGGCAACAGCGACAGAGUGCGCUUCAACCUUGCACCAUCUACCAAAACAACAACAGCUGGUGCAUGGGUAGCCUUAGAUGCUAACACAGGGGCCAUCCUUUGGUCCACAGCUAACCCGAGCAAUGACAGUUCCCAAGGGCCAGUCUCACUAACCAAUGGAGUCCUCUUUGCAGGGUCUGUGGCUCCAAAUGGCCCUCUCUAUGCAAUGGAUGCUAAGACUGGGGCUAUUCUAUGGUCAUACGACACUGGUGUUACUAUAUAUGGUGGAGUUUCAGCAAGUUAUGGUUGUAUUUACCUUGGCAAUGGGUACUCAGUUGGUCUGGCUAAGUUCCACCCAACUUGGACUGCUGGAACUUCACUCUAUGCCUUUUGCAUUGAAUGAAAGGAUUCAAACUUGGGGUGAACCAUUGAAGAAUGAACAGAAACAGAAUGUUUUUCUAUUGUCUAAUUGGCCUUUGUAAGAAAUAAAUUUCACUAUUUG
This is a messenger RNA of Ilex paraguariensis (yerba mate), 1704 nucleotides long. The record is from the annotation of a GenBank genome assembly. Lineage: Eukaryota; Viridiplantae; Streptophyta; Magnoliopsida; Aquifoliales; Aquifoliaceae.